Microthlaspi erraticum is the source of this 468-nucleotide messenger RNA. Lineage: Eukaryota; Viridiplantae; Streptophyta; Magnoliopsida; Brassicales; Brassicaceae. The record is from the annotation of a GenBank genome assembly.
AUGAACUUUCAAAAUGAUUGCGCAGAUUUGGUGAAGAUGGUGUCCAGACCCAGAGAGAGGCCGUCAUUCGAGAUUAUACUUGAAGAGGUUGAGAAGUGCAAAAAGAAGUUUCAAGCGUUCUCCUUAACCCAUAUCCCAAGGACGAAAAACAAAAAGGCGGACAAGCUAGCACGGAGUGCUGGAGCUCAGACUUAUAAUGUAGAACGCGCCAACGCCGACUUAGAUCUCAGUAGCCUCGCGACCGCAGCUAACGAUGAGGACGAACGAAUCUGGUUCUCCGCCGUCCCAAAAGCUCUCCCCGACAAAACAUCGUCUCCCGCGCCCUGCAGGCUCCCUUCGAUGAGACAAACGAAGCUGGAUUCCGGUUCGCCCCCUUUCCGAAACCUGUCUCCGACUAACCACCGGUGCUCCGUCACCACAUCCUCCGCCGACAGUAGAUUUCUUACGGGCAUCAACUCAGAUACCUGA